Triticum aestivum (bread wheat) is the source of this 2724-nucleotide messenger RNA. Its product is annotated as O-fucosyltransferase 19. The record is from RefSeq and is a predicted model, not a curated record. The transcript is spliced from 8 exons. Bases 511 to 2169 code for a protein of 552 amino acids. Lineage: Eukaryota; Viridiplantae; Streptophyta; Magnoliopsida; Poales; Poaceae. Gene Ontology annotation, cellular component: cytoplasm.
AGAAGUCUUGAGUUGAAAACGCUGCGAAACGCAGUAUCUUGAACGAACCUAACCAGGGCCCCCAUCGGCUAAGCCCGCGCAACACGCCCGGAAAGGCGAUCGAUAUAAAACGACGUGCCCGGCCACGCCAGGGAGCGUGCGAGGCGAGCGAGGGAUCCAUCGUCCGAGGCGCGAACUCUACCCAGCGCGCAACUUUUAACUUCCCCUACCCACACGAGCUCCAGCCGAGCCGCGAAACGCACGACUGCUCUCCUCUUCUCGGGCGAACCGAAUCCCCCACUCUCGCCCCCCACGUUCUCCGAGCGCAGUUGCUCGCUCGCGUGGGCGCGCGCGGCGGGCGGCGGCGCACGGACGGAGGCUUGCGGCGAAGGCAAGCCAGCUAGCGAAGCGUCGGCCCCCGCCCGAUCGAUUCCCGGCCGGGCCUCUCUCUCCCCGAUCGCAACCGACCGACCGAUCGAUCAGGCUCCUAUCCUUGGGCCGUACCACGUCGCCGAACGAGGCCGGCCGGCCAUGGCAGUGGCGGCGGCACCAGCGGCGGCGUCCUCCGUCGGCCCCGACCCGUCGUCCUCGUCCGUGGCGCACCGGCGCCGCCUCACCGACGUCGAGCGGCCGGACGCCGACGGCUGCGGCAGGCACCGCGGGGUCCGGGCGCUGUUCUCCGUGAGGAGGAGCUACGGCAAGAGGGCGUCGUCCGUGGUCGACCAGGCGUGGGUGCGCAACGCGGUGGCGUCGCUGCUGGGCCUCCUCGUCCUCGUCGGGCUCCUCGGCUCGCACCGGGCCGUCGGCGGCGGCGACGGCGACGGCGGGAGGCUGCUGCGGAGGGUGGACGGGGAGGCGCUGGGCUGGCGGGAGGAGAACCUGACGGCCCUCGCUCGCCGGUCGCCCGACACGCCGAUUCCCAAGAUAUGGACGAUGCCAGCUAGCGAGGGUUACAGCAAAUGCAUCGAACGCCCGAGAAACCACCGCAGAACAAACAAUGCAACAGCUGGCUAUAUUAUGGUUGAUGCCAAUGGUGGACUGAACCAGAUGAGAAUGGGAAUAAGCGAUAUGGUUGCAGUUGCUAAGCUCAUGAAUGCGACACUAGUAAUCCCUACACUGGAUCACAGAUCAUUUUGGACCGAUCCAAGUGAUUUCGAAGAUAUAUUUGAUGUGGAGCAUUUCAAGAAAACUCUAGAGAAUGAUAUUGUGAUUGUGGACUCCUUGCCGCCAGCUUACAGAAGGUCGAAACUCUAUAUGAGGGCACCAUCUUCCUGGUCCAGGGCUUCUUACUACAGAGCUUUCACGAGGACACUAAAGAAGGUCAAAGUUGUUAGAUUCACACAUACAGAUUCACGAAUUGUCAACAACGGUCUUGCUCCUCAUAUCCAACAACUCCGCUGCCGAACGAAUUACGAGGCACUAAAAUACAAGAAAGAAAUUGAAGAUCUAGGUAAUACUCUAGUUGAUAGACUGAGGAAUGGGUCCAACCAUUAUAUCGCACUUCAUUUAAGAUAUGAGAAGGACAUGCUCUCAUUUACUGGCUGCAGCCAUAAUCUAACACGUCAGGAGGCAGAGGAGCUGAGAGAAAUGAGACUCAAGGUGCGGCACUGGAAAGAAAAGGAAAUUAACAGCAAGGAGAGGCGACUUCAAGGAGGCUGCCCUAUGACUCCUCGUGAAGCAGCUCUUUUUCUUAAAGCUAUGGGCUAUCCUUCCACGACAAAUAUCUACAUUGUAGCAGGUGAAAUAUAUGGUGGGCAUAGCAUGGACGAAUUAAAGGCCGCAUAUCCAAAUGUCUACACACAUUAUAGUCUAGCAACAGUAGAUGAAUUAGAGCCCCUCAAGCCGUACCAAAACAGAUUAGCUGCAGUGGACUACAAUGUAGCCCUCCAGAGUGAUGUUUUUGUGUAUACAUAUGACGGAAAUAUGGCCAAAGCAGUACAGGGUCAUAGAAGAUUUGAAGGAUUCCGGACAACCAUUAACCCUGACAGGCAGAAGCUUGUGGAGCUCAUUGACAAGCUUGAUGAGGGUACAAUUACUUGGAACGACUUUCAAAGCAAAGUGAAAACACAUCAUGAAAACAGACUUGGAGGUCCAUAUCAGAGGUUGUCUGGUCAAAGUCCCAGGCAAGAGGAGCAUUUUUAUGCAAAUCCUCUCCCAGGGUGCUUGUGCAAAAAAACACAAAGGAUUUAGCGACAUGGACUUACUCUAAAGAGGUGGGGACUGGGGAUAUUUCAGCCCUCUUCGCUGCAUGUGAGAUGUGAAAUGGAAAUAGGUAGACAUCUCUUAGGAUGAUUGAGAUAAACCAAAUAGUGCAACUCCUAGUAAUCUGACAGCAACAUACCACAGAUUAUUUUCCAGACUAUGUAUGCAAUACUCGUUCUUGCAUAUGGAGGUGGGAAAGAGAGGUUCACUAAUUGUCCUCCGAGAAGUGCAUUUUCAACAAAUUGGUUAUUCAAGUGUACGAUGGAUCGGAAGACAAAGAGAUUUCGAGUAGUUUCAGAGGACAUAUGUACAACAGAGGAUAGGAUUAGCAAGACAGAAGACUUUCGAUACAUGUUUGUACUUCGUUUAUACUGUGAAUGUACAGUCUUUGCUCUCUUUUUUAAAAUUUUGUAUUCAUUUAGGAAGUAUCGACUUUAUUCAGGAUGGAUUUGUGUAUAUGCAAUAUUUAUCAGCUACAGACCAAGUUGUAACCGGCAAGUGAUGAAUAAUAAUAAGAAGAAAAUAACCUUGUUCAUUACUUCA